This is a messenger RNA of Aspergillus ibericus CBS 121593, 1169 nucleotides long. Its product is annotated as GILT family protein. Gene Ontology annotation, molecular function: oxidoreductase activity, acting on a sulfur group of donors, disulfide as acceptor. The coding region runs from base 35 to 1009 and encodes 324 amino acids. The transcript has 2 exons. NCBI's taxonomy places the organism in Eukaryota, Fungi, Ascomycota, Eurotiomycetes, Eurotiales, Aspergillaceae. The record is from RefSeq and is a predicted model, not a curated record.
ACUACUACCGUUCAACCAGUGGAUGGUAGCUAUAAUGGAGAAACUCCAAGUUCAACCCAAGGCCGACCACGCCGGCUAUGUCGACAUCUCCGAGUCUGCCGGUGCGCGCCCGAUCAGCACCCGACGCGACCGGGUCGUUGCUCGGCUCGCCGCUUGCUUGGGGCUCAUCACAUUAGCCUUCCUGGCUCUAUCCUGGGCCCCCAUCUCCUUUUCCGGCUUUAAGUUCUUCUCGUGUCACGGAUGGAGGAGACAUCACGAUGAUUCUGGGCUUCCGGUCUUGGGCAGUGAGGAAGCUCCGCUGAUGGGGGAUCCACUACGUGAAAUGUUUCCGCCAGAUCGGGUCCUGUCAUCGAGUAACAGAAUCCCUCUGGAGGCUCAUAUCAUGAGCAAAUGUCCGGAUGCCCGGGACUGUCUGCAACAGCUUGUUCUGCCGGCUAUGGAGCAGAUCAGCGACAAGGUUGACUUCGAGCUGUCGUUCAUUGCCGAAGUAUCCAAUAAAUCGUCGGAAAUCCAAUGCAAGCACGGUCCCACCGAGUGUAUCGGUGACAUGCUCAUCCUCUGUGCGGCCAACCUGCCCUUCCCGUCGGAGAGCGAUACUGUUUGUCCCACAGCGGCUCGUACCCCGACCAUCCGGUCUCUCGGGUUUGCCAACUGCCUGAUCAACUCGUAUAGCGAUAUCCCACGCCGUGAUCUGGUCGAGGGCUGCGCCUUGGAGCAUGGCAUUGAUUUUGAAGCCCUGAAUCAGUGUGCCAGUCAAGAGCGCGACGGUUUCGAUGGCGAUGAUGACGGCGAGGAGCACACCCCACCAAGUGGCUUUGCUCUGUUGCGGAAGAGUGCGCUACACAGUGCGGAGCUUAGCGUCAAGACCAGCUGUACUCUUCGGCUGGACGAAUCGGUCUGGUGCGUUCGGGACGGUGGGGUCUGGAAAGACUGCGCCAAAGGAGGAGAGGGCAGUAAAGUCUCGGUGCUUGUAGAUGAGGUGAAGAAAUUGUGGGAGAAGGCCAAUUGAACCUUCGAUAUACGUUAUGGGAUGCACUCCAGUGCUAUGAUUUGAUGUGGCACCGCACGUGAUGCAAAAGGAUGAUUCUGUUUGACUUGUGCUUUGUAUCUAAUUAUGACAGUCCGAGUAUACUACCUAAUCGUAAUCAGUGAUUUGUGAAUCAGCAAGA